This is a messenger RNA of Paramecium tetraurelia, 1620 nucleotides long. RefSeq lists its product as uncharacterized. Gene Ontology annotation, molecular function: acyltransferase activity. The record is from RefSeq and is a predicted model, not a curated record. Gene Ontology annotation, cellular component: endoplasmic reticulum. NCBI's taxonomy places the organism in Eukaryota, Ciliophora, Oligohymenophorea, Peniculida, Parameciidae. The transcript is spliced from 4 exons.
AUGAGACAGCCACAAACAAAGAAAUCCUUUAAUAUUUCUGAUUCUUCAUACUACAUCUCUUUGGCAUGCAUCAUCACUUUUGAAAUCUACUCUCUUUAUCGAUUUUCAGUCAUUUGUAAAUCAAACAAAAUAGAGGGCACUGAAAAAGGCUUCUUUGGUAUACUGAGAGACCAUUCAGAUCCGUAAUGGGGAGAAUUUGCAGGACAUUUGACAGAAUUGAUGGUUUUUCAAUUCCUUUUUAUAUUGGGGUCCUACACUGUCAAAUAUCAUUCUAAAUAAGAAAAUAGGUAGAGAAACCUAUAGUAUUAUAACAUGAUCGUUGGAUUAAAUUAUGCAUUUUAUUUGCAUAACAUUGGAAUGAUAUUUUAGAUGAUGAUCAUCGUUUCUUUUUAUCUUUUCCAAAAGAUUUGUUACAAAAUGAAAUAUUUCAUCCCCACAUUAUGGAUUUUGGCCAUCUUAACAUUAUGGUCAAAUGAGACAUAUAAAGGAUAUGAAUUCAGUAUGAUUUCUCCAUCUUUGGCUUAUUUGGAUGGUUUCAGGAGUACAAAUCAAUUAGUUAGUUGGAAUCUUGUUUUUAAUAUGAUUUUACUAAGAAUCAUCAGUUUCUCUAUUGAUAAGGUUUGGGCAUCUCAAAUUCCUCAGCCCUUGAAAUAGGGUGAGUGGAGUUAGAGUGAAAAGUCCACUAUCAUAAAAACAUACCGUGAUAGAGUGGAAGAGUCCUAACCAUUAGAAGAAUACAACUUUAGUGGUUAUUUAAGUUUUCUUUUUUAUGUUCCUCUACUCUUCUCAGGGCCUUCUAUGGGUUAUAAUGCUUUUAACUCUUAAUUAAAAACCCCUUAAUAAAGUUUUAAUAAAUCCUAGGUGAUAAAAUACAUUUUGAGAGUGUAUUUAUUGGACUUGUUAACCUUUGAGGUAUUUUUGCAUGUGUGUUAUCCAAAUGCAAUCCCAAAAUUAGCCUAAAACUUUCAUAUCCUGGAAAAUUUUAGUGCAUAUGAGUUCCACAUAAUGUGUGUGAUGAACUUAAUCUUUUUAUGGUACAAAUUCCUUACAAUAUGGAGAAUUGCCAGAGGAUGGGCCUUAUUAGAUGGUAUUGAAACGCCCGAGAAUAUGAAUAGAUGUCUAUAUAACAGUUACAAUUUUAGUGGAUUUUGGAGAUCUUGGCAUAGAAGUUUCAAUUAAUGGUUGAUCAGAUACAUUUAUGUGCCAUUAGGAGGUACAAAAUACAAGUCUUUGAACAUGUGGGUUGUCUUCUCUUUUGUGGCAUUAUGGCACGAUUUUAAAUUGGAUCUUUUAUUAUGGGCUUGGCUAAUCUGCUUAGCUUUGAUUCCAGAGAUCGCCUUACAAAAAUACUUUGACAAGGAGUUCUUCUAUAAAAAAUGGUGGUUUGUUUACUUAUGUCAGCUGGGUGGAGGAUUCUAAAUACAAAUGAUGUGUUUAGCCAAUUUGAUAGGAUUUGGAAAUGGAUACGAAGGCAUGACAGUUGUUUUCUAUAAGUUUAUGAGUUUGGAGGGCUUGGCUUGUUUUCUAUUCUAUUGUAUAGUUAGGAAUGGGUGGAUCACAACUAUUCAAUUUAGAAUAAGAGACGAUGAGAAUGCUGAAUCAAAUGACAAGCGAUUUUGA